GUCACAACUCAAAAUGAUGCACAUGUACGAAGCCUAGUAACGUAUUUAUAAAACAUAGUCAACAAUCCCCACUGUAUACAUCGUCUAAAUAACCUCACUUUGAACAUAUUUUUGUCUUUUCAACUUUCUCCCAUAUAGAGUAUGACAAAAUUAAUACAUUUAUGGUUGAUAAAGACUUCAAUGAAAUAAAAUUAAUCACUGAAUUAUUUCUAUCUUCAACAGUUUUACUCUGCUACUUUCAUAUUGUUAAAAAACUGAAAGAACACAUUGCAAAAUUGCCGAUUAAUAUUAAUCAAAAAAAGGAAAUAUUAGAUUGGUCAAAAAAACUGAUUUAUAGCCAGAAUCAAGCAGAGUUCGACAAUCAUGCUUACAAUUUACGCCAGACUGCUUUAAACACCACCUAUUGGACAUAUUUUGAACAAAACUGGAUGACAUGCACAAAUUUAUGGGUAUUUUUCAAACGAAAAGAUUCUUUAUCAUUAUUAAACAAUACAAAUAAUCGUAUUGAAUCUUUUUAUCGUGUAGUUAAACGCGAAUUUAGACGACGUAAUAAAAUACCGCAUCUAAGUGAAGCGUUAAAUAUUCUAAUGAUGCUUUUUAAUUUGAAAACACAUAUUCAAGACUUUGAAAAUGUUCGUCAAGAAUUAACAUCUUUUACAAUACAAAAUACAAAAUAUCCUGAAUUCAUGAAAGAGUGUGGACAUGUUUUGACCGUUCCUAUUUUACAAUCAACAUCAAAUAAGAAUGACAAUCAGAAAAAUACACUUAAUAAUGGAUUUGAGUCUAGUGGCGAUGAUGAUUGUGCAGUACAGUCAAACGAUAACAGUUGCUGCUUAACCGUGGCUGAAAAAAAUCGAUUAGCAUGGAAUGAAUUUCAUAUGAUUAAUAAUUAUCUGACGCAGCUAGGGACAACUGAGUUUUAUGAACGAUUAGAUGAUUUAAAAAAUUUGUUCAUAUCCUGGACUGAGAAACAACAGCUGAAAAAACAAGCAGAAAAUGAAACUCAGACUUCAUUAACAACAAGUCCUGAAAAACGUCAUGUUAAUAAUGUAGUACCAUUGUUUACUAUUACUCGCGUAGUUCAUCCUCGUGGGCGGCCGAAGCAAACUAAGAGACAUACAUCAUUCUAUAAAAGAAUUACAAGUGUCAAACCAUCAAGUAAAACAAAAAUAAAGCGUCUCCAGGGUCGUCCACUUUCAUCCACUUUAAAAAACUUAUUAAUGAAUAGCAACAUCGAUCUUGCUCCGAUGCCAUCAAUCGCACCAUCACUAAGCGAACCGCUGAUUGAUAACAAUGAUAUUACUCAUUCUCAACAAUCAGUUAGUAGUAAUUCAAGUAGUAAAGUCACCAGAUCGGUUGCGGAAGCAGCAGUAGCAACAAUAACAUUAUCACCACUGUCACUUUCAUCACAAUCAUUUAAUAAUUUUCUCUUACCCUCAACAGAAAACGAAAACAAAAUAGAAUUAAAUUCAGCAAUCAAUUUGAAUUUAAAUGCAUUGGAAGAAAAUGAAAAUAUUAUGAAUUUAAAUACAUCAGAUAAUCAAAAUCAUCAUCAACAAGAACAACUACCAUCGAUACCAUUACCACCAACAGUUACAACUCAUGAUGUUAAUACAACAGACGAUGAAGCUAAAGAAAAUUUAUGUAUUAUCACAGAAGAAAUAAUUUUAAAAAAAAUGCUUUUUGAUCCACCAACAAAAGAAUGGAUAAUGAAACAACUUACUGAUCUUAAAUUAAUUAGAACUAGAAGUAAUUUAUCAUCUAUAGGCAUUCCAAAGUAUGGAGUUCAACGUGAUAUCACUAUAAAUAGUAGACCAGUUAUCAUUAAAGAUAUUAAAUCAGAUGGAAAUUGUUUAUUUCGGUGUUUGAGUUAUGCAAUAUCGGGAAAUGAGGAGCUGCAUGCAUCAAUUAGAAGUUUAAUUGUACAGCAGAUUUGUACACAAGAUUACAGGAGUUAUGGAGUCGAAAAAUUUAAUAAUUAUACUGCAGCUGAUUAUAUAAGAGCCACAAAAAUGAAUCACUUAGGAACAUGGGCAAUAGAAAAAGUAAUUUUUGCUGCAUGCGAUAUCUUCAAAACAAAGAUAUUUAUUUGUCAAUGUCACAAAGACGUCUGGAUGAAAUGGUAUCCACUUUAUAGUGAAUGUUCUUCGGGACCAUCCAUUUAUCUGCAAAGAAAUUCGCAAAAGAAUCAUUUUGAUGUGGUCUUAGAAACUGAAUAG
Messenger RNA from Didymodactylos carnosus, 2219 nucleotides. The record is from the annotation of a GenBank genome assembly. Lineage: Eukaryota; Metazoa; Rotifera; Eurotatoria; Philodinida; Philodinidae.